Molecule: messenger RNA, 966 nt
Organism: Hyla sarda
Lineage: Eukaryota; Metazoa; Chordata; Amphibia; Anura; Hylidae
Product: olfactory receptor 8U9-like
Exons: 1
Coding region: 1-966 (321 amino acids)
Biological process (GO): G protein-coupled receptor signaling pathway
Cellular component (GO): membrane
Molecular function (GO): G protein-coupled receptor activity; olfactory receptor activity
Source: RefSeq, a predicted model, not a curated record
AUGAAUCCACACAACAGGACCAUUGUGGAAUACUUCAUCAUUCAAGGCCUUUCUGAUGUCCCUGAAGCCCAAGCUCCGAUCUUCGUCCUUAUUCUGAUGAUGUACAUGUUGACUCUUGGUGGUAACUUGGUCAUUCUUUUACUAUUCUGCACCGAUCAUCGACUCCACAUGCCCAUGUACUUCUUCUUGGCCAAUUUGUCCAUUAUAGACAUGUGCACCUCCUUCAUCACCCUACAUGGGGUCCUCCUGAGCUUCAUUUUGAAGGAUAAGACCAUAGCAGUAGGGACCUGCAUGAUCCAGAUGUAUAUAUUUUCCUCUGUCACUGUUGACGAGUUGCUGAUAUUGAUGGCCAUGAGUUAUGACCGGUACACAGCCAUAUGUAACCCUUUAUAUUACCACGUGGUCAUGAGUCCUAUAGUUUGUGCAAUGUUGGUGACAUUAUGUUGGGUUUUGGGAUUCGUCCAGGUUUUUCCUAUUGUAUUUUCCCUUUCCAGUUUCCAUUGCUACAUAUCCAACGUCAUCGAGCACUUCUUCUGUGAUGUAUCGGCUCUGAUGAAGCUCCGAUGCGAUGAUCUCUCAUUUUUAGAACUUUAUAUUUUAAUCAAUGGAUCGUUUCUCACAAUAUUUCCAUUUUUCCUGACCUUCUUCCCUUAUAUAUUCAUUAUAAUGGCCAUCCUUAAAAUUUGUUCCAUCACUAGUAGACGUAAAGCUUUUCAGACAUGUUCCUCACACGUCACAGUUGUCACUCUUUUUUAUGUGACUCUCAUAUGCCAAUAUCUCCGGCCAAGUUCCACGGGAGGUGUGGGCACCAACAAACUAUUCUCUUUGUUUAAUACAGCUGCUGUCCCCUUGUUAAACCCACUGAUCUACAGCUUGAAAAAUAAAGAUGUAAUGGAAGCUCUAAGUCGUAAACUGAAGCUACUCCAUGGUAAAUUGCACUUUUUAGGAGAAAGAUUUAACUACUAA